This is a messenger RNA of Medioppia subpectinata, 426 nucleotides long. NCBI's taxonomy places the organism in Eukaryota, Metazoa, Arthropoda, Arachnida, Sarcoptiformes, Oppiidae. The record is from the annotation of a GenBank genome assembly.
AGGUGUAGUGCUGUAGUACUGUGCAACUUCUCCAUAAGGAACGGCCAGAUACACGGCAAAAGUGUUCCCUAUAGAGAGGGUUCCUCCAAGGGAGGUAAUUGCGGGGAAACGGGGGCUAAAAAAUAUAUACAACAAUUCAAGGACUGUAUGAUUGAUUGGCCGCAGGCAAGGAAUAUGUCUGAAUUGGCGAAUAAAACCAGAAAUAAUUUAGACAAUUUACCAUGGUCAGGCAGCGAUUGCAAAGACACAGAUGGGGCCAAAGCUAUUGCCGAUUUCAAGCAAUGCGCGAACUUCUCUGCAACCAUACAAUCCAUUGCCAAACAGUGCCAACAGCUUAAGACCAAAGGAUUGGACGCUUGUGUUCAACAAUUGAAUCAUUUUAUUAAUGCUAACAAAAAGAAUGAAGAUAAAGAAACCUCGACCAAA